Protobothrops mucrosquamatus (brown spotted pit viper) is the source of this 819-nucleotide messenger RNA. RefSeq lists its product as uncharacterized. Gene Ontology annotation, biological process: DNA integration. NCBI's taxonomy places the organism in Eukaryota, Metazoa, Chordata, Lepidosauria, Squamata, Viperidae. The annotation marks the transcript as partial. The transcript is spliced from 3 exons. The record is from RefSeq and is a predicted model, not a curated record. Gene Ontology annotation, molecular function: nucleic acid binding.
CUGUUAUGGGGUAGUAGGGUAGUCAUCCCAGCCUCAUUGAGGUCUAGAAUCUUGCUCUCUCUGCAUGAGGGACAUCCAGGUAUAGUAAGGAUGAAAGCACUUGCGCGCAGCCAUCUCUGGUUGCCUGGGCUCGAUAAAACCAUCGAGGCUCAGGUGCACGGGUGCCAAGUGUGCCAGCAGUCAAGGCCUGAAAUGCCUCAGGCUCCAGUACAUAGGUGGGAAGAAACUCAAACCCCGUGGUCACGGGUACAUAUAGAUUACGCUGGGCCCUUUCAGGGGCAAUUCUUCCUUCUCCUCGUUGACAGCCAUUCCAAGUGGCUAGAGGUUGUUCCUGUUUCCUCCACUACUACUGCCAGGACCAUCCAGGUGUUGAGAGGAAUUUUCGCCUCACAUGGACUUCCAGAUGUCCUGGUUUCAGAUAAUGGCCCCCAAUUUACCUCUUUUGAGUUCCAGGCUUUUCUCAGGUUAGCUGAUUUCCUUCUUGCACACCGCACCACACCUUGCACAGCCACAGGGAAGAGCCCUGCAGAACUCCGCUGGGGUCGCCACCUCAUCACCAAAUUGGACAGGUUGCACCCAGACCGGGUGGCUUCACAGGUGUCACAACUGCGGACACCUAGGAGACUUCAGGUGGGUGAUCCGGUCUGGGCAAGGAACUAUGGGCCUGGACAUCUCUGGGUCACAGCAGUGGUAUGCAAGGUCUCUGGGCCGUUAUCAUACAAAGUAGCCUUGGAUGAUGGCCGUGUUAUCCGCAGACACAUAGAUCAACUCCGCUGGAGGCUUAACAGCCACUUUUCUGUCUAUUACUUCAUAUGCUAA